AAAAGACAGUCAAAACAAAAUUUUUCGACUUAUGUGGUGACUGGUGAUUGACUUUUGAGUUGUGCUGUUGUUUUGGACUCAAAAGCAUUCAAAAUUACAUAAUUUUAGCUAAAGCGAUGAUUAGGAACACUUGCUUCAGUACAGGUCCUAUUCUGCUCGGGGCAUUGGCUGUAAAAGCCGAUGCUAGCGAUGCUUCCGGGACUGCUACGGAUGCUAAAUCGAAGCAAAUUUGCAAACCUUCCGAGCUGCCACUGUAUCGACCAGCCAAUAUGAAAAUUGCCUGCGAGUGCGAAGGUCACAAAAAAGAGACAUCCUCUAAACCUGUACAAGCAAUUGAGGAAGGAAUUCGGGCUGUGCGGAUUCAAGUAUGUGAAGCUUCUAAACUCGUGACUGAUCAAAAGAAGCAGGUUGUAGAGUGGUACGAGCAAGGAAAGCAGCAGACAAAAUUUAUUCGUGAUUAUCUGAAUAAGGAGGAUAAUACCCUGCCUCGGGUCGGUGCUAUCGCUAUCGGUGGAUUGUCCGGUUUUAUAUUUGGACUUCGCGGAGGAUUCUUUCGUAAGCUGCUGUACACCUCCAUAGGCGGUGGUGGUGUAGCGUCCAUAUGUUAUCCACAAGAAGCGGAAAUGUACGCACAGCAUGGUUUAGUGGAGGCUAAGAAAUAUGCCACAAUUGGUUACAACUUUGUCUACGGCGUGAAACCUGGCGAUAAACAACUGGAAUUACCAACGAUUCCAACAAGUCUCGGUGAGCUGAAAGAGAGUAUGUCCGAUUUGGCCAAGUCCGCCUACGAUGCCGUGUUUCCGGAGAAAAAAUAAACGAUUGUGAUCAUCCGCUGUUAAAUUAUGUUCCGCUGGGAAAUAAAUUGUACG
This is a messenger RNA of Sabethes cyaneus, 869 nucleotides long. It is a transcript of the gene Mic26-27, whose product is annotated as MICOS complex subunit MIC27. Bases 117 to 815 code for a protein of 232 amino acids. The record is from RefSeq and is a predicted model, not a curated record. Gene Ontology annotation, cellular component: MICOS complex. Gene Ontology annotation, biological process: cristae formation. NCBI's taxonomy places the organism in Eukaryota, Metazoa, Arthropoda, Insecta, Diptera, Culicidae. The transcript has 3 exons.